Molecule: messenger RNA, 3840 nt
Organism: Pecten maximus
Lineage: Eukaryota; Metazoa; Mollusca; Bivalvia; Pectinida; Pectinidae
Exons: 13
Coding region: 1-3840 (1279 amino acids)
Source: RefSeq, a predicted model, not a curated record
AUGGACUACGGUGACGAAACUGGACGGUCGUAUUGUGAGGCUGAUUUUAAUAGCAUCCAGUGUACAUCUCAUGCCUACAGCACUGCGGGUUAUUACACAAUGUGGUCUCACUGUCUCACUGAAGAUAUCCAUCUUAACGACUCAGCAACAAUAUAUGUAGGGAACAAGAUUUUCAACAUGGCGGCCCUGGUGAAUGGACAGAUGUUCGUACCGAUAACAACAACAGAGUCGAAGACGUUGACUGUAACGUACGAAUUGGGAACGGACGUGUUUCUAAACAUAACCAACGCCAUUACUGGUGACCCGAUAUACUCCGGAAACUCUACAGGAUUUAGUGAGACCAGGCUGUUUUCUGCGGCGGAUUUCGGAGGGGUACUAGGACAGCACGCCAUAAAAGUGACACUGUCUAAUCCUCUCAAUGUGGAAACGCGUUACGUGGUGUUUGAUGUGGAAGAGUUAAUUCUUACACCAGUCAUGACAACGAAUGUCGCACCAUACAUGCAUGUGUAUGACAUUGCAACAUUCAAGGAAACGAUGACUUCUGGAUCAAAUAUGAUAGGAGCCAUUGAAUUCGCGGACAUUGCCUACGUAGAUAGGAAGUUCGGACAGGUCCGCGAAAUGUGCUUGAACUACACGUGGACCGCGACAGGAACGUUUGAAUUUGACGUCAUAUUCUCCAAUAUGGUGGACAGCGAAAUAUAUACGUACAAAGUUGUAGUCCAAAAUCCCGUUAACAACAUAACAGCUAGCGGGGUAAAUGUCAUCUUCGCGAGUGACACUCUCGACAUCAAGUUCGAUAUGACAGCUGACGCCCUUUUUCCUAUGGGGAAUUUGAAUGCAUCAAUUAUAUAUGGUGAUGGUACAUCGGAUGUCUUGAAUUUGAUGUCGCUUACCCAGGGCACAACAGUCAACGACCCUUCAAAAACGUACACAACUGGCACAUACUUUGUGGAAAUCUCUGUCUUUUCGGAAAGUUCUCAUAUGAAUUUUUCGUGGACACAAUAUGUCGAACAUCCCAUUCAAGGCCUUGAAUUGGUACAUUUGCCGGAAGCACCGAUGUCUGAAUCGGUGCAGAAUGUGAGCAUCCGUAUGACCGAUCCUUCAGUAUCCCCACUCCUGAAUAUCACGUGUGUUUUCGAUAUCGACGGUACAGAAUACGUGGAAUCGUUUGAUUUGGUGUUCGGCGUCAACUUCACCAUCAUACAUCCCUUUGUUGGCGACGGCAACAAGACAAUAACCUUCAACUGUUCCAACAAACUGUCUAAUCAAGUGGGAGAAAGUUACAUGGAUCUCUACACCGACUGUUUCCUAGACGGACAACUCUUCAGCCCGAUCUACAAAAACAAAGACACACCAGUGCAGAUGUACGUAACGGAUAUCAAUAGGCUGACGGCCAAGGCUUACGUCACAGAGAUGUGUCGGAACAGCACGCGAUUUUACUGGUGGACGCUCUGGAAGGUGGAUAACGCUAAUAACCUAGUCCUACAAACAUACUAUGAGAAGGAUUAUAACCAGCCAAACUCCCUCACAAUCACUUGGAGCAAAAUGAGUAUGGCUCCAGGUCUGUACAAAAUUCAGUUUUUAUUCAAUCUCACCGACAUCGAAGGUGGCUAUAUCAUCGAUUACGUCUAUGGUAAUUUUAUGCUGCCGCCAUUCAUAGCUGGAAUAGCUGGAGGAUCUACAAGAAAUAUUGGGAAUGAUGCCGUCAUACAAAUUAACUCUAAAGACGCAUCGCAUGAUCCAUUUCUCUACAUGCAGUGGGUCCCGUUUUCGUACAAGUGGGGCUGCCGUAAAUCAGCUUCAACGAAUGCGGAAAUGUCAGAAGUCAUUGCAAACUUCCAGCUACAGAAUGUCAGUAUUGAUGUGAAUUCUUUAGGGACUGAUUGCUCUGACCCAAGCUGGCCAACGAAUGGUAUUAUUCCGUUUGACGCAGCGGCUGUCGACGAUUCUUUCUGGUACCUAUUUACUGUAGAUUUAACCAAAAGUGGAGACACGAGGAGAGGGGAGGCAAUUCAAGGCAUUUACGUGAUGCCAUCCACUCCGCCUACAAUAUCUAUCAAUUGCCUUCGUAACUGCUUGCCAAAGAUCGCUCAAGACACCAAGCUAAUCCUUGAGAGUUUGUGUCCGGAGUGUGAGCUGGGAAGGACGACGUUCGUUUGGGAAAUCGAGCUUUUCAACGAGGCCACAGGCCUGUACGUAGUAUAUCCGAAUUUGGCCGCCAUACUGGACACAGGUCUCGACGGUCCCACGCUGGCAAUAAAACCGGACUCGCUUGUAUAUGGUGAUGUUUUGAUGUUCACGAAUACGGUAACAAAGGAUGAUAACCCGAACUCUGCUACAGCGUCAUAUGUUGCCUCUGUCAACCCUCCACCUUAUGGAGGCGUCUGCGAAAUAGAACCUACUGAAGGAAAAGCUGCUGUUACUCUGUUUACCAUCGAGUGUCUUGGAAUGCUGGACGAGGGUACGAGGCUUCAGAGGGGAUCACCAGACGCUGAUAACAAUGAGGCUCUAAAAUAUAACGUUUACCAGAAGCGGAUGACACCAUAUUCAACCGUGCCCGCAUUCUCCGUCAUAGGCAUGGCAUCGGAAUCUGUCAUCAAAGCUGUACUUAACGUCGGGGAUCCUGCCAAUAAUUAUACGACGGAACUCAUUGUACGCAUCACAGAUGUAUUUCAUGGGUACACCGAAAUCGUCUUGCCCGUUACAGUAACACAGCCGAUUGAGAUUAACGACACGUGGUCUACGGAGGAUAUCCAUAAUGUCACUCAGAGCUUUGUCCUUGAUAACUUGGUAGAGGCAACCUACACUAACGACGGAAAUAUCAUCAUGCAAUACGCCGAAGCAAUUGCAUCCGUCCUCAAUCAGUUGGCGAUUGACCACAAGUUCGAAAACGACACGACCCUAUCCAACUUUGAACUUGGUGAACAGCCAAUGAAAUGGAGCGUAGGAAUGAUCGAUGCCAAUGAGUUCGGUAAUGACACGAUUCCCUAUCAGCAACUGCUGGAUGACCUGCUGGAGAUCCCGGUGGACAAGGUCCAGAACGCAGUCGUUGCUGCCAUGGAUAACCUGACAAAUGAGAUGAUAGCGGCCCUAGGCCAGUCUAAUGUUACCACUUACCACACAAUAAUGACCGCUGCUGCAGCAUUUACCAAUGCAAUCAGGGAUCCACUGAUAACGUCAAGCGCUUCUGCGAUUAAUGCUGCUGACGCCUUGGCAAUACUCACAAAUGGAUACACCAAUCUCACGGAUUACAAACUCGAUGACUUCUUCGGAAAGUCCGAUCCAAAUAUAGAAACAGCAGCUAAUACACUAUUCGAACUAGUGAACAGUCUCAUUGACGUGACGGUUCCAGCAGAACUGCCAGACACCUACGAGGCUCUGUCGAUUGUGACAACAGCAGAUGCACGGUUGUACGUAGAUUUUAUGGCGCGUGUCAACAGGGACGACGCAUACGCUUUGACAGAGGUAUCUGAUCUCACACCAGAAGAAAAGGUUGGAUUGUUCAAGAUGAGAGCUAGAAUUCAGCAGAUGAAGUUUAAACAGCAGCAGGAAUUGGCUGAAGUCACGAUGAGACAGGCCAUCGCUUCUGCUGAUUCAAUCUCUGCCAUGCUACAGAACGCCGUGUGUACGGGCUGUCGGGACGACUAUCCUUAUGAUAACUUUCAUGUGACUCUGAUCAAUGACUACCUAAUGAACAUAGACCUUAAAAUCGGUGACGUAGAUGAUUCAAACGUCACUCUUGACGGCAUUGGAGAUCCAUAUUUAGUCAUUAAAUUUACGCAGAGGUCUGUUACCCAGCUCCUCGAGAAACAGGUGGCGUUCGGGCAUUGUUUCUCAUGA